GUGUAACUAGACACUUCCUGUGGCUUGCUGCUGAGAGCUGUGCUGCUUUGUCCUCCCAGCCCUGGUGUGUGAUGUACGGUACAAGCUGACUGCUGGAGCUGCAGCGGCUGGAUGAGCUGAUAUUCAACAGACGCCACCUUGCAUCACCAGCCCGACAAGCCACAACAACAAGACAGCAAAUCCAACCCAACUUGGACACAUAGAUCUACAGGGAGCCAUUGUAUGGACUUAUACGGGAAGAUGGCCUCUGUACAGGAUGCUAGAUAUGGACAGAAAGAGUCUUCAGAUCAGAACUUUGAUUACAUGUUCAAGCUGCUCAUUAUUGGAAACAGCAGCGUCGGCAAGACAUCAUUCUUGUUUCGCUAUGCUGACGACUCCUUCACAUCUGCAUUCGUGAGCACGGUUGGAAUUGAUUUCAAGGUUAAGACAGUCUUCAAAAAUGAAAAAAGAAUUAAACUGCAAAUCUGGGAUACAGCGGGACAGGAGAGAUAUCGCACUAUUACAACAGCAUAUUACCGAGGAGCAAUGGGGUUUAUUUUAAUGUAUGACAUCACCAAUGAAGAAUCAUUCAAUGCAGUACAGGACUGGUCAACGCAAAUCAAAACAUAUUCAUGGGACAAUGCCCAAGUAAUAUUGGUUGGUAACAAAUGUGACAUGGAGGAUGAACGAGUAAUUUCUGCAGAUAGAGGGAAACAUCUGGCAGAACAAUUAGGUUUUGAAUUUUUUGAAACCAGCGCCAAAGAUAAUGUCAAUGUCAAGCAGACGUUUGAGCGGCUGGUGGAUAUUAUCUGCGACAAAAUGUCAGAGAACUUAGAAACGGAUGCCGCCACCACAGCCAACAAGCAGAGCACAAGACUGACAGACAAGCCGCCUCCACAGCAGCCCAACUGUGGCUGUUAGUAGUUCCAUGCAGGUGUUUUCAAUGUGUUCUAUUGCCAAUAAGUAUUUAAAAACAAAAACAAAGGUCUAUGCCAGGCAUGGGCAUCCUGCUGGCCUUCAGAUGUUGCCAAGCUACAAAUCCCAGCAUUCCCUACCAUCUAGAGGCUUGCAGGGCAUUCUGGGAAUUGUAGCUCCACAAUGGCCGGAGGAGGCAGGCAGCCUGACCCUAGUCUAUAUGCUUUUAAUUUCUUCUGUUCUAUAUAUCUGUCUGGAAAGAAAAUAAUUUGCUCUUUUUUGUAUGGUCAGCUGAUGAAUGGUGGCCUGGAGGCUGAGACCUUACAAUAAAUGUUUCCUGCUGUUUGCAAGUUAAAAUGGCUUUGUAUGCUCUGAUAAUGUGUAUGUUCCUGACUCCUCCUUAUAUAACAUGAAAUCUGCUCUUUUCUGAGAACGUUCUGUUCCAAAUGAAUGAAUGAUUAGCUUUUGUGUGUAGUCAUAGAGUGAUUUCAAAAGUUGGUGUGGGGAAAGUAUGAUAACGUUCUCAAUAGAUUGCUAAGGGUUAACAUUAUUACAGAAAUCUGUGUUUUACUGUCUGAAAUGUGUUUCUAAUGUUCACACAAUUCUCCAUACAUAGAAUGGGAUCAAAUUAAACCCAUUUUGUUCAUUCUG
This is a messenger RNA of Rana temporaria (common frog), 1545 nucleotides long. It is a transcript of the gene RAB3C, whose product is annotated as RAB3C, member RAS oncogene family. The coding region runs from base 223 to 900 and encodes 225 amino acids. Lineage: Eukaryota; Metazoa; Chordata; Amphibia; Anura; Ranidae. The transcript has 5 exons. Gene Ontology annotation, molecular function: GTP binding; GTPase activity. The record is from RefSeq and is a predicted model, not a curated record. Gene Ontology annotation, biological process: protein localization to plasma membrane; protein secretion; regulation of exocytosis. Gene Ontology annotation, cellular component: synaptic vesicle; plasma membrane; endosome.